Messenger RNA from Penicillium bovifimosum, 762 nucleotides. RefSeq names its product RNA methyltransferase. Gene Ontology annotation, biological process: 7-methylguanosine RNA capping; 7-methylguanosine cap hypermethylation. Gene Ontology annotation, cellular component: nucleus. Gene Ontology annotation, molecular function: RNA cap trimethylguanosine synthase activity. The transcript has 3 exons. The coding region runs from base 1 to 762 and encodes 253 amino acids. Lineage: Eukaryota; Fungi; Ascomycota; Eurotiomycetes; Eurotiales; Aspergillaceae. The record is from RefSeq and is a predicted model, not a curated record.
AUGGCGGACGAAGAAGAUGCGCCUGCCGAGGUGCAUCAUUACAGCAACUUGCAAGAAGUGCCCUGGGACAUUCAAAACUACUGGGCGCAACGCUAUCGCAUCUUCUCCAAGUACGACGAGGGCAUAUGGUUGACCGAUGAUGCGUGGUUUGGUGUCACACCAGAGCCAGUCGCCAACACAAUAGCUACACAGAUGGCCGAGUCAGCGCCUGCUGGACGCAGCAUUCUAGUGGAUGCUUUCGCUGGCGCAGGCGGAAACUCCAUCGCAUUCGCCCUGACCGGAAGAUGGAAACGAGUUUACGCAAUUGAAAAGAAUCCCGCGGUUCUUAGGUGUGCAAAGCACAAUGCGAAAAUCUACGGCGUCGAGGACAAGAUUACAUGGUUCGAAGGCGAUUGCUUCGACAUCAUAAGUAACCACCUCAAAGAACUGGCACCGUACAGUGUUGUUUUUGCCAGUCCGCCGUGGGGAGGUCAGUGUCACUCAACCUUGCGUCUGCAACAUGAACUAACGGUUACAGGCCCGGGAUACCGUUCAGAUAAGGUGUUCAAUCUGAAGACCAUGGAGCCUUACUCACUCCAAAAAUUGUACGAUGAGUACUCGGUCUUCAGCAAGCAUAUGGUUCUCUACAUCCCAAGAACAUCUGAUUUGUCGCAACUGGCAAAGUUCGUUCCUAACGGUCAGCAUGCUACGGUAAUGCAUUAUUGCAUGGAAGGUGCGAGUAAGGCGUUGUGUAUUUUCUAUGGGGAUUUUAAUGUGUCAUGA